AUGAGUCCAGCCCUCCAGCGAGGUGUCCGGACUCUGUCAUGGACACGAGUUGUUCCUCGCGCCCACCGACAGACCAGAUGCAUCCAGAUUCGCGCGGCGUCCUCGGAAGAGCCCUCCGCCAACGGGGACCAUCUGCCCCUCGCCAGCACGCCUAGUUCCGCGGAGUCGCGAGAUGCGCGGUUCGAGGUCAUCGGCGCCCCAUAUUCGCUCCUCUCGGUAUCGCUCUCGGCUUCGCAGAACCUGUACACGCGCCGGGGAACCUUGGUGGGGUUGAGCGGCAAAGCGGAUAAUGUGGUUUCAACGCUGAGCGUCCUCGAACCUUUCCGCAGAGCUCCUCUUGGUGUGCCCUUCCUCUAUCAGAAGGUCUCCUCCGCGAGCCCAGUCACAGCCCUUGUCUCUGUUCGGUCGCCGACGACCUCCUUCGCGGUCGUGAAUCUUAAUGGCUCUGUUGAUUGGAUGGUGGCCCAGCGGCGCGCUCUGCUGGCAUGGACGGGCCGGUCUUUGUCCAUCAAGCCAACCAUCAAUAGCAAUCUGAGCUUGGCUCAUUGGGGGAGCUCCGAAGUCACUGGCAGAGGACUGGUGGCGUUGGUCGGCAACGGUCAGGUAUACUCCGUGGAGUUGAAAGACGGCGAGCAGUACAUCGCUCAUCCCAGCAACGUCGUCGCCUACACCAUGUCCUCCAACCCCCCUCAUCCCUACCGCUUCAAAUCCACCACUCUCAACUUCCAGGUCCCCGGUCUGAAAACACUACCCCGAUUGCUGCAGAGCAACAAGUUCAUCCGGAACAUGUCCGACACCAAGACUUGGAAGACUACCAUGAGUUUCCUGCACAAGGUGCGAACAUGGUCUCGGAUGACCAUCUGGGGUGAUAGACUGUUCCUGCAAUUUGACGGACCCGCAACGAUCCUCAUACAAUCGCGCGGCCCUCGUGUGAACGAUAUCCUCUCCGAACGUCAAGUCAACGAGAUCGCCGACGCUCCCCGCGGAGUCACCUCCCCCGCCUCUCAAGAGGCUGAGAAAGCCGUCCUCUCCGAAGCCGAUAUCUCUCGCUCCGUCGAGGAUCUUAACCAGGAGCUCCGAGGAAUCAGCCAGAGUGUUGCGCAGAUUCGGAAGGAUGGCACGGUCGAGGUCAAGGAGGUUGGCCGGACAAACCCUAAGGAUCUGUAA
Penicillium canariense is the source of this 1167-nucleotide messenger RNA. Its product is annotated as AIM24 family protein. Gene Ontology annotation, biological process: inner mitochondrial membrane organization. NCBI's taxonomy places the organism in Eukaryota, Fungi, Ascomycota, Eurotiomycetes, Eurotiales, Aspergillaceae. The record is from RefSeq and is a predicted model, not a curated record. Gene Ontology annotation, cellular component: mitochondrial inner membrane. The transcript has 7 exons. The coding region runs from base 1 to 1167 and encodes 388 amino acids.